AUGGUUAAAGAAAAUGCUUUCCCAACUGUAAAUGCUGAUGUCUGUAUUACUUCUAGUGGCUGUUCACCUGAAACUAAUAACAGUCAUGAAAACGUUAAUCAACCAACCGUGGACUCUGACCUUGACCCUCCAGUGUCCGAAAUGAAUAAUCACUCAAAGGAUUCAAUUGAAGCAGUACAGCUCUCAAUUUCUGUUACCAAAGAACGAGCAGCUACCCCAAUCACUCAAGCGACCAAUGAUAACAGCAAUAUAGAACCAAAUGUUGGAAAAUCUUUCGUCUUAGCACCUCCACAACGGAAUAAUAUCGAAUGGUUAGGUCGCUUACCGUUGAUUGAAACACUAAACCAGGCUAACCAAACUUCGUUCUGCAACACUAAAAGUAGAAGUAGUAGUGUUUUUAAAAACCGCGACACCGAGUAUUAUAAAG
Messenger RNA from Paramuricea clavata, 427 nucleotides. The record is from the annotation of a GenBank genome assembly. Lineage: Eukaryota; Metazoa; Cnidaria; Anthozoa; Malacalcyonacea; Plexauridae.